AUGCAGGUGGUUUCGAAUAUCCGAUGUCGCCCUAAUGGUGAUCCCCAGUCGUUUCUUCAGGUUGACAGCUUUGAGCUCCUUCUUGACCUCCGCAAACAACUCGCUGUUGUUAUAGCUAAGUACGUUGUGAUUACCAAGUGGAAACGAGUCUUGGAUGUAUUUGCUGAAAGUCUAUCGGAAGAAUGA
Messenger RNA from Fusarium musae, 186 nucleotides. RefSeq lists its product as uncharacterized. Bases 1 to 186 code for a protein of 61 amino acids. NCBI's taxonomy places the organism in Eukaryota, Fungi, Ascomycota, Sordariomycetes, Hypocreales, Nectriaceae. The record is from RefSeq and is a predicted model, not a curated record. The transcript has 2 exons.